AUGUUCGUCCUCUCGCGCGCGGCGCUUCCCGCGCCGUCCGCGGAAGCCGCCGUUUGCCGUCGACCGAAGCGUCGCGGCGAGCCGACGCGCGCGGCGGCGGCGGCGGCGCCUCGACGGCCGUUCCGAUGGACGACUACGACGGAAUCGCGAAGAAUGUCAACUUUCUCCCCUACUGGUCGCGUCGCCGCGGGGCAUCGCGUCCGCGUCGUCGCCGCCGCCUCGGACGACGACGACGUCGCGCUCGUCCCCGCGUUCGACGGCGAUAGAGGCGGCGCGCUCGAGCCCGGCCCGACCGGCGCGCGACCGCCGCGACCGGCGCCGCGGCGCGUCGUCUCGAAGGGCACGCUCAGGCGCGUUCUAUACACUGGUCCCCAUACGACCGCCGACGACCUCGCGAGCAUCGAUUCGCUUCGUAAACACUUCACGUUCGGGCUGAAGUGGUGGCUCCCGUUCAGCGGGUUCCAGGGUUUCAGGCGCGCGCGCGCCCGUCUUCGCAUCGCAUGGUCGUAUUCUAUCGACCGCGUCCAACCAUGCGACGACGGCCAACCACACGUUGUGCCACGUCAUCGACGACUGACCAACCGCGUCCCUCCGCGUCAUCACCAUCCGCCCAUCAUUUGCAGCGGCGUCGGCGAAGCCGCGUCGCGACUGUGGGAGAACACCGUCCUUCUCUCCGGCCUGUUCGCGUCCCUGAGCGGCUUCGCGAUCUUAUUCCCCGUAAACAGCGUGCUCAGCGCGGGCGACCCGUGGACGACGACGUACUCCGUGACGUGGUCCCUGGCGUUCGCGUUCAACAGCACGGCGGCGUUCAGCGGGACCAUACUCCUCAACAAGGUGUCCAAGUGCGCGCCGCAGGUGACAUUCUUCGCCGUGAACCUCACGUUCGUUUUGACACGUAACCUGCCGCGGUGGUUCCACGAGUUCGGAGGCUUCGUGGAACUGCCCGUGCUGUCGUUGUUCCUCGGCGGUUGGAGCGCGUUCGGCGGCGUUCUCAUCGCGCUGACGCCUCUGUACGCCAACCCGUUCGCGCUGAUCGGGCUCAUGGUCGUCUUCGGCGGGUGCGCGUUCGUCGUCACGACGCUGUACUCGGUGACCACGGACUUCGAGAAGCAGUGCGCGGACAGGUGA
Micromonas pusilla CCMP1545 is the source of this 1128-nucleotide messenger RNA. RefSeq lists its product as uncharacterized. The coding region runs from base 1 to 1128 and encodes 375 amino acids. The record is from RefSeq and is a predicted model, not a curated record. NCBI's taxonomy places the organism in Eukaryota, Viridiplantae, Chlorophyta, Mamiellophyceae, Mamiellales, Mamiellaceae. The transcript has 3 exons.